CUUUUAUCACGACUCAACAUGUUCACGAGACAUUCCCAUAAUCAGAGACACGCUCAACUUAGAUAACAGCGAAAAGGACUGUUUGGAUUAAUUGAUGGUCGCCAUACUAUGAACAGUCAGACGUCGAUAAUUCCACCAAGAAUGAGCACGCAUCUUUAAUUGCAUCUUUAAUUGAAUAUUGAAUAUCAAAUCUCUAGUCCUGCGCUCAGCCGCUGUGUCUACCUACUCGUCCACGAAAUUAUUCGCCACACUUUUCUCUUUACGACAUCGAGCUUUCAGUAGUGACGAUGUCAGAGAGUGUAUUCUUCCAAGGCAGCCUACAAGAUGGCAUCUCCCUUGCCAUCCAACAGACCAAGAUGGUGCUCGCAUUUGUCACUGACAGUGGAGACGAGAGUCAACUUUGGGAGAACGAGCUCCUCACAAACGAUUCCCUAAAAUCACCACUCAAAAAUCAAGCUUUGGCCUUGCGACUACAGGCAGGGUCUGAAGAGGCAGGAUUUCUAGAAGCACUAUUUCCUAUACCAAAAAAGCCAACAGUAGUAAUCAUUCAAAACGGAACUCUAAAAGAGUAUAUUCAAGGUGGCACAGCAAAGGAGGAUCUGGUUCGCAGGAUCGAGGCGAUUCUCAAAACUGCAUCAACAACUCAGACCCAACAAACUGCUACUGCCCCUGCAGGACAGGCUUCAAGUCAGCCACCUCCGGCCGCUCAGGGCCCGGUACCCACCAGGAGUAACGCAUUAGACAACCUAUAUGAUGACUAUGACAUCCCAGCCAGGCCCUCUCCUGCACCAGCAGAACCUUCCCGGGAAGGGCAGAGUUCACAAGAAGCGAGGCGCCUAGAAGCAGAAAAGAAAGCGAAGGAGGCUAAAGAAGCUAAAGCCAAGGAAACCAAAGCUAAGGCAGAGCAAGAAGCCAAGGCCAGGUCAGAGCGAGAAGCCCAGGCACGAGAGCGACGCAGACCUAGUGAAAGCAACGAGGGCCAGUCCUCUAAUACCAACAGAGCAGAGCGGUCUUACGCAGAAGAAGUCAGACAACAGAAGAUCCGAGCAGCUGAGGACAGAAAACGCAUUCUAAAGCGCAUCGAAGAUGACAGGCGAGAGCGCAAAGAGCGCGAGGCCAAAGAAAAACAAGCAAGACUACUUCUAACCACGUCAAACGACACCGAAGCUUCCAGCAGCCAAACCCCGUCUAUUCCCCUCGCCCGAAGACAAGCCAGCAGCUCAGGAGACUACUGCAACUUACAGGUCCGCUUGUUUGACGGCUCGACAAUCCGAUCGCGCUUCAAGAGCGACGCGACCCUUAGUAAUGAAGUACGCAAGUGGAUCGACGAGGACCGGACUGACAGCGACGACCCGUACACCUUCCGAAUCGUCCUAACGCCACUUCCCAACAAAGCCGUCGAACCCGCCGAGGAAACAGAGCCUCUCCUAUCCCUUGGCCUAGCCCCUUCUGCCACUCUCGUCCUAGUCCACGCCAAGUACUCCUCCGCGUUCGCACGCGCCUCCGGCGGCUUCGUCUGGCGCAGCCUAGCGUACGUCCUAGGCUUCUUCGGCUCCGGAUACGGGUUCCUGGUUGGAAUGCUAGGCGGACUCACCGGCCUGCUAAGCAGUCGUGGAGCUGCGUCGCCCGAGGAGGUCCCGCUGCAGAAUCUACCCGCGGGUAGGACUUCCUCGCGGAUCAGGGGGUUUGAUGAUGCCGAGGACAGGCGUAGGGACGCGCAGUUGUAUAAUGGGAAUUCGUUGAAUUUUGAACCGCGGAGAGAUGAAGGUGAUGAGGAUGUGGAUUGAACCUGUACUUCGAGGGGGGGUGUUGAUUGGUGGCACUGUCUCUGGCCAUGGCUUUCCUUCUAAUUGUAGGAUGUUAUGUUGAUGUACUACACUGUUCAGAUAUGAGAUAGUUUUAAUAAUAGCUUAUGCUACGUGUCGUCUUCU
Messenger RNA from Daldinia decipiens, 1931 nucleotides. RefSeq lists its product as uncharacterized. The transcript is spliced from 5 exons. The record is from RefSeq and is a predicted model, not a curated record. Gene Ontology annotation, molecular function: protein binding. NCBI's taxonomy places the organism in Eukaryota, Fungi, Ascomycota, Sordariomycetes, Xylariales, Hypoxylaceae. The coding region runs from base 288 to 1787 and encodes 499 amino acids.